Hemibagrus wyckioides is the source of this 1829-nucleotide messenger RNA. It is a transcript of the gene cenpk, whose product is annotated as centromere protein K. Gene Ontology annotation, biological process: kinetochore assembly; mitotic sister chromatid segregation. The record is from RefSeq and is a predicted model, not a curated record. NCBI's taxonomy places the organism in Eukaryota, Metazoa, Chordata, Actinopteri, Siluriformes, Bagridae. The coding region runs from base 245 to 1054 and encodes 269 amino acids. Gene Ontology annotation, cellular component: nucleus. The transcript is spliced from 11 exons.
CAGGAACUACGUUACGGCGGGGCAGCUGGCGGGAUUUUUGUUUGGAUGAAACAAGAAACAUCUUAUAGAAGCAGAAGAAUGUGAACUAUCUGAAGAUUUGUCCCAGACCUGAUCUUGCAUAUAUUGCCAUUAAAAACUGUUUUAAAAAUUUUUUUUUCCCCCAGUUAAACAGGCGGGACGUUCAGACUGACUCACCUGAGAAGGCAAAUUCACAAAAUAAAGUCACAGUUCAUAUGAGUCAGGAAUGGAGCAGGAGGUCGAGGCCGCUGAGGCUCCGCUCCUCUCGUCAGGUUGUUCCGAGGCAGUACGGGCAGAGCUGCUGGACGAGUGCGAAGAACACUUUGAAGUCUUACAAAAGCUUCAGAAUGAAAUCGUCUCGGCAGAUGAAGGGUCUGGGGAUGGAGAGUCCACUGAGGCAAUGAAUCGUCUGAAUGCCAUCAUGACUGAGCUGGAACAGUGGCAAGAAAUGGAACCCAAAUUACUGUCAACAAACCCUGACAUUUUAUUGACCAUCGGUCAGGAAGAGCUGCAAAGACACAACAGUCAGCUGAAGAUGGUCCUUUCCUGUUCCCAAGCGAGGAGAGAUGCCUUGAAAGACCUUUUGCAAAGAGAGCAGGCAUGGCUGGAAGAGAAGAAAGAGGUACUGAGUGCAGUGACCGAACGAGUCGUAAUGUUGCGUGAGGAAAACGAGAAGCUGUCAGAACACAGUAUUCUACAGGACAUGAAGAGAAAAAUCACCAAGGUGAAAGAUUACCACAGCACCCUCAUGGAGACGCUGAGCGACAUGUUAGCCGAGCAUUUUCCUCUCCCUGGUCAGUCAGCAGUUGGCACCAAGAAAAAGAAGGGCACUGUUCCAGAUUACGGACAGAAUCUUAUCUCACUAAGUGAGAUCCUCGAGCAACUAACAAACAAAACCCUGGAAACUCCUCACGAUGCCUACGUGACCAUCGAUGACUCCUUCUGGCCGCCGUACAUAGAAAUGCUUCUUCGUAACGGAAUCGCGGUCAGACAUCCAGAGGACUGCAAUAAAAUCCGCCUGGAAGUUUUUCAUUAAUUUUGUUUGUUUGUUUGUUUUUAUAAUAAUAAUCAGGCUUCAUUUGAUGACCCAUCAUGAGAUAUAUGUACAGUCUUUUAUGUGCUUCUCCUUGUUUUAUUGUGUAUUUAAAAAGCAACUUGGCAAAUAAACUAGCUGAAAAUGUCAACCAGUGUUACUAAUAAUUAUUAUCAUGAUGCAUGUCUGUGUGGUCAUUUCACCAGAGGAUAUUAAAAGUGAGAAGAGGAGUUUAAAGAUGUGACACGUUUGCUUACAUACACUAUGUUGCCAAAAGUUUGGGGACAUCAUUGAAACCAUGUCUUUAUGGACCUUGCUUUGUGUGCAGUCAUGUUGGAACAGGAAGCGGUCAUCCCCAGACUGUUCCCACAAAGUUGGGAGCAUGAAAUUGUCCAAAAUGUCUCGGCAUUAAGAGUUCCUUUCACUGGAACUAAGGGGUCAAGCCCACUACCUGAAUUCGGUGAUUUGGAGGGGUGUCCCAAAACUUCUGGCAAUAUAGUGUAUAUUUAGAUAAGAAGAACAAGAUUGUCACUAAGGCUUUGGUAGGUGUUGGGCUCAUAUUUAAUGUCUUAUGUUGCUGACCUCUAGUGGUAAGAGUACAAGAAGUUAGGCGGAUGUUUCUAAACCCUGUCUGAAUUGGAUUUUACACACUGUCUAAUAGCCUGAUCUGAUCUGAUCUGAUCUAUCUUCUAAAGCAAUGAAAUGCCACUUUUUUAUAUACUUACACAAAAAGUCUUGACACACAAAUAAAUAAAUAAAUUGCUAGAAAACACUUUUU